AUGAACCUCGCUGUCGCUCGUCGUUCUUCAAAAAUCGAAAAUUGCCCGCUGUGUGAACUUCAAUUAGGGUUUCGCCAGGGUGGAGCCCUGAAUUGUCGCCGAAUUGGGACAUGGCGUCUGCAUAAGCGCUUAGAGCGUUUACGAGUCCCAGAUCGGGAUAAAUAUAGAGCAAGCCUGCAAACAAGCCUGUUAUUCUUUCGUUUCCAGAAGCUGUUUACAAAAAUCGACUCGACGGUCAUAACAACCAAACAAUGCCUACGCCGUUGGAUAGAGCUUUACAGUCAAAGGUAUAGUCUCUCUUUCAGAACUAUUAAUGCAAGGGUACUAACGGAUGAAAGAACCUACUCGUUGGUAACUAUUUAUCCAGGGUUUGUCGGACUUGUAACCGCCGCCGCAGUAUGGAGCAUAUGGGGAAGUGAAAUGUUCCCUGCCGAAGCCGACCCAACCGGAGAUCCAGAGUAUUGGACGUUUGAUGAGCUCAGGAGGUGGCUUCGCGUGCGUGGCCGACUCCCAAACGAGCAAGCAUCUAGGGAGGAGUUAUUAGAGAGAGUAAAAGCGAACAUGAGGCCAUAG
This is a messenger RNA of Microsporum canis CBS 113480, 573 nucleotides long. RefSeq lists its product as hypothetical. The transcript has 5 exons. Lineage: Eukaryota; Fungi; Ascomycota; Eurotiomycetes; Onygenales; Arthrodermataceae. Bases 1 to 573 code for a protein of 190 amino acids. The record is from RefSeq and is a predicted model, not a curated record.